AAUGACAGAAUGAUAGGUUAUAAAAAGUAUUUGUUUCGCUGAAAACAAUAUGUGUGAUAAUAUAAAAUUGAUGUAGUUUGCAUUGACUGAGUUUGAAAUACUGUUUUCUUAAGUAAUCGCAUAGUAACAAUUCUGCUUGAAAAAUAUAGCAAAUGUCAUUGUCUAGCACAACGUUGUACAAUACAAUAGUAACGAAUUAAGUUCUCUUUCUCGAGUAUUCAAAAUGUUCAAAACAUUUUGCCGAUCUUACUCAAAAGUUGUACCCACAAAAUUAAAAAGCAAAUCUACAAGUUCUUUCGAAUGGAUGUCGAGGCAGCUAAAUGACCCUUAUGUAGAGAAAGCAAAAAUGCAAAAUUACAGAUGUAGAAGUGCAUUUAAACUUUUGGAAAUAGAUGAAAAGUACAAAAUAUUACAUCCAGGUGAUGUAGUCAUUGAUUGUGGGGCAUCUCCAGGUUCCUGGACCCAAGUGGCCGUAAACAAGUGUAACCCAAAAAAUUCAAAAAAUGAAAGAAAAUAUAAAGAUAAAAGUUUAAUUAUUGGUAUAGAUCGAGUGCAAAUAUACCCCAUUGAAGGUGCUGAAUUGUUAGGUAAUUCUGAUUUCACUUUAGUUGAAACUCGAGACAAAAUAAAAAAAAUGUUAAAUAGUCGAUUAGCAAAUGUUGUAUUAUCUGAUAUGGCACCCAAUGCAUCUGGAAUGCGUGAGAUGGAUCAUGAUAAUAUAAUUUCUUUAUGUUAUGCAGUACUAAAGUUUGCAUUAGAAAUUUCCAAUGAAAAUGGUACAUUAUUGGUGAAAGUAUGGGAUGGAAGAGGUAUUCCAAAACUUGUGGACGACGUUGCACGUUUCUAUAGUUCAGUUAAGUUUAUCAAACCAGCAUCUAGCCGAUCAGAUUCAAGUGAAAAAUUUUUAUUAGCAAGAGGUUACAAAGGACUUGUUAAAUAA
Molecule: messenger RNA, 940 nt
Organism: Ctenocephalides felis (cat flea)
Lineage: Eukaryota; Metazoa; Arthropoda; Insecta; Siphonaptera; Pulicidae
Gene: Mrm2
Product: rRNA methyltransferase 2, mitochondrial
Exons: 4
Coding region: 224-940 (238 amino acids)
Biological process (GO): RNA methylation
Cellular component (GO): mitochondrion
Molecular function (GO): rRNA (uridine-2'-O-ribose)-methyltransferase activity
Source: RefSeq, a predicted model, not a curated record